Messenger RNA from Cryphonectria parasitica EP155, 1062 nucleotides. RefSeq names its product WD40 repeat-like protein. Bases 1 to 1062 code for a protein of 353 amino acids. The transcript has 3 exons. Gene Ontology annotation, molecular function: protein binding; RNA binding. NCBI's taxonomy places the organism in Eukaryota, Fungi, Ascomycota, Sordariomycetes, Diaporthales, Cryphonectriaceae. Gene Ontology annotation, cellular component: catalytic step 2 spliceosome. The record is from RefSeq and is a predicted model, not a curated record.
AUGUCUGCCGAGAAACGUCCCGCAUCUGGUGAGCCAGAGGGCCAACUUGUGGUCAAGCGCCAGAAUCUGGGGGAGAAGGCCCUAGCACGAGCAAAUGCUUCAGGUUCUGGCGCAUUGGUGCAAUCACAGGCACCGCGCACCAGCGGCCUUCAGGCACCAGUGAUGGAGCUGUCUGGACACUCGGCGGAGAUAUUCUCAGCCAAGUUCGACCCAACUGGCAACCUCAUUGCCUCAGGUGGUAUGGACCGGAGCAUCAUGCUAUGGCGAACCUACGGGGAUUGCGAGAAUUACGGUGUCCUGACCGGCCACCGCGGCGCUGUCCUCGAUCUCCAGUGGUCCCGUGAUUCCGACAUCUUAUUUUCCGCUGCCGCCGACAUGCACCUCGCGAGCUGGGAUCUGACAUCCGGGCAGAGAAUAAGACGCUACGUGGGACAUGAGGAGGUCAUCAAUACUAUGGAUAUCAGCAGGCGCGGCGAGGAGACAUUGAUCAGUGGAAGCGACGAUGGCACAAUCGGCAUCUGGGAUCCGAGAACCAAACACGCUGCGGACUACAUUGAGACCCAGUUUCCCAUUACAGCCGUUGCAAUAUCUGAGGCCGGCAACGAAAUAUACUCUGGUGGCAUCGACAAUGACAUCAAAGUUUGGGACAUCCGCAAGAAGGGUGUGGUGUAUUCAAUGCUAGGACACCAUGACACCAUCACAACAUUGCGUGUGUCCCCAGACUCCCAAAGUCUUUUGUCAUACUCGAUGGACUCGACAGCACGCACUUGGGAUAUCCGACCUUUCGCCCCGGCGGAGAGGGCGAUUCGCACGUUCGAUGGAGCUCCAAUCGGCCUGGAAAAAAAUCUCAUCUCAGGCAGCUGGGACGCCGCUGGAAAGAAGAUUGCUGUGGGCGCUGGUGAUGGCACUGUUGUCAUCUGGUCGAGCGACAACGGCAAGCUGCUCUACAAGUUGCCAGGCCACAAGGGCACAGUGAAUGCCGCAGAGUUCUCGCCAGGCAAAGACCCUAUCAUCCUCUCCGCGUCCUCGGAUAGAACGAUGCUGCUAGGCGAGUUGAGAUGA